CAGACCCGAUUUAUAUCUCCACCGUUCAUUAGCAUCAAAUAUGACCGUCUUCCUUUUUCCAAUCUAUCAAUCCCUCACCAUUUACAUUCGCCGGCAAUCAUGGCCGCCGCCGCCACCAUCGCUCUUCUAAAUUCCACCCUCCCAUAUCAAUCUCAGUCUCCACGUAUUAACCAAUCAAACCUUUCAAUAUCCAGCCGUACAACUCUUCCAAAUCUAUCUUUGAAACCCAAACUCAAACACCACGGAGGCGUCAAAAUGACCGAUUCAGCCGCCGGGCGUUACGCAUCAGCAUUAGCGGACAUCGCCAACUCAAAAGGCACCUUAAAAGCAACAUUAUCCGACAUCGAAAAAAUCGACAAAAUAUUCUCAAUCAAACCCACGUUCAACUUUUUCACGAACCCAACAAUACCCGAAACCCAAAAACACAAAUUAAUACAAGAAAUAUCAAUAUCCGGGUUCCUGCAGCCAUACGUGUGCAAUUUAUUAAGCCUUUUGAUUGAAAAAAACCGAAUGAAUUUGAUCAGAGAGAUUGUUGAAGAAUUUGAGAUUGUUUAUAAUAAAUUGACGGAUACUGAAUUGGCAUUAGUGACGUCAGUUGUGAAAAUUGAUCAACAGAAUCUGGCAAAAAUUGCUAAACAAGUGAGGAGAUUGAGUGGGGCCAGAAAUGUGAGGAUUAAGACGGUUAUUGAUGAGAGUUUGGUAGGUGGGUUUAGUGUUAAGUUUGGAGAUUCGCAAUCCAAGCUGAUUGAUUUGAGUGUUAGGAAACAAUUGGAAGAUAUUGCUGCCAUUCAGCUUCAGAUUUGAGAUUUGUGAAUCCAUGUAAGAUGAGAUUUGACAUUAAGAAGGGCCGGUUGCUUGAGUGGGAAAGAUCGACUUAAGAAAAUCAUGUUGGUUUAACGAAAUUGUAUGGUGACUAUGGUCUGAAGGACCGAGUACCCUCUAGUCCUUUACUAGCUCUGUCUUUUCCGACUUUUGUGUUUAGUUAUGUUGUUGUAAAUUAUUACUUUUGAAUUUUGAUACUAGUUUAGUUGUAAUAAGAGUAAAUUUUUUCUUA
Erigeron canadensis is the source of this 1054-nucleotide messenger RNA. RefSeq names its product ATP synthase delta chain, chloroplastic-like. The record is from RefSeq and is a predicted model, not a curated record. Gene Ontology annotation, molecular function: proton-transporting ATP synthase activity, rotational mechanism. The transcript has a single exon. Gene Ontology annotation, cellular component: chloroplast thylakoid membrane. Gene Ontology annotation, biological process: photosynthetic electron transport in photosystem I; proton motive force-driven ATP synthesis; photosynthetic electron transport in photosystem II. The coding region runs from base 100 to 804 and encodes 234 amino acids. NCBI's taxonomy places the organism in Eukaryota, Viridiplantae, Streptophyta, Magnoliopsida, Asterales, Asteraceae.